GUCGCCAUUGCGAACUUUUCAACUUAGGCCUAACUUCACUUUAUAUAUUGUUCGAUUAUCCAUCGUUCAUCAAUCAAGCGGUUAUUAUUCUUUAUUUUACAUUUACUUUUCAAUAUUGUGCCAAUAUUUGUUAUGAUUAAGUGUUUAUAAUUAAUCAAUAGUCAGCUGAGUGGUCUAAAUGCUAUCAAUCGAACGUUUAUGUUUGCAAACGUGCAUAUGCUUUGUUGUGAGAACCACCUUUAUCUGCUGUCAUUCCAAGCUGUAAAGACACAUUUUUGAUAAUGAAAUAUAAGUUCCGUAGUGAAUUGUAGUUUAACAAACGAAUGACUGUGCCGAAUUCACUUAACAGUACCCUACAUUUGAGUGCCGUGAUGAGAGCAGUGAUUUCAAUCGGAGCAGCUUUCGGGAGAAUGUGCGGUGGCGUUUAGCCCUUGUGGCAAAGGACGUCUGAAAAGUAGAGAAUGGAGACCGUGAAGGACGAGGAGCGGCUGCGACGGCUGCGCUUGCUGGAGGAGAGGCUGUGCGACCCACGCUCUGCCGGCAACGUAGAUUGCUUGCUCGAUACUGUGACGGCGCUGGUCUCCGACUGCGACCACCCGGCUAUACGGCGUAUGAAGAAUGUCGAAGCCUACACAAGCAGAUAUGAAGAAUUUGCUUCAGAAGUAGUUGACCUGCGCAUGAAAGCAGCCGAUUUUGAUUUAAUCAAAGUCAUAGGCCGUGGUGCAUUCGGUGAAGUACAACUAGUCAGGCAUAAAUCCACACAUCAAGUUUACGCCAUGAAGCUCCUCAGUAAAGUGGAGAUGAUCAAGAGGUCAGAUUCUACAUUUUUUUGGGAAGAAAGACACAUUAUGGCUCAUGCAAACUCUGAAUGGAUAUUAAAGUUGCACUUUGCUUUCCAAGACCACAAAUAUCUCUACAUGGUGAUGGACUACAUGCCUGGUGGUGAUCUUGUCAGCCUAAUGUCCAACUAUGAUAUACCUGAGAAGUGGGCUAAGUUCUACACAAUGGAAAUUGUAUUAGCACUAGAUGUUAUACAUGGCAUGGGCUUUGUGCAUAGAGAUGUGAAACCAGAUAAUAUGUUAAUUGACAAGUAUGGUCAUCUGAAACUGGCAGACUUUGGUACUUGUAUGCGUAUGGGACCCGAUGGGCUUGUGCGGGCCAGCAAUGCUGUUGGGACACCAGAUUAUAUCUCACCUGAAGUUUUGCAGUCACAGAAUGGUGAAGGGGUCUAUGGACGGGAGUGUGAUUGGUGGGCUGUGGGAAUAUUUUUAUAUGAAAUGUUAAUAGGAGAUCCUCCUUUCUAUGCUGACAGUUUAGUAGGGACAUAUGGGAAAAUUAUGGAUCACAGGAACUCUCUACAGUUUCCUGAUGAUGUGGAAAUUUCAAAGGAAGCUAAAUCACUUAUACGAGGUUUGUUAACUGAUAGGGUAAAAAGAUUGGGAAAGAACAGUGUGGAUGAGAUCAAACAACAUGCAUUUUUUAUUAAUGACCAAUGGAGUUUCGAUAACCUUAGGGAUUCUGUACCUCCUGUUGUUCCUGAAUUAUCUAGUGAUGAUGAUACAAGAAAUUUCGAUGAUAUUGAGAAAUCAGAUGCCUUGGAUGAAUCCUUUCCUGUGCCAAAAGCGUUUGUGGGAAACCAUUUACCAUUUGUAGGUUUUACAUAUAAUGGUGACUAUCAGUUGUGUGCAGGUAAAGGCAAGCAAGUUGAUGUAGUUGAUACGAUCUCCAAUAAUCACUUUAAUAAUGUUGGAUCUGAAUCUAUAUUGCAGCUAGAAAAACUCCUCGAAAGGGAAAGAGAUAUUAGACGUAAGUUGGAAGAUAGGCAAGAGCAUCUCUGUGCUCAAGUUGAAGAAUUAGCUGAUAGGGAAUCUAGGAAUAAAAAAAUAAUUACUGAAUCUGAUAAAGAACUGGCUUUAUUAAGACAUAAUUUAAAGGAAUUGCAAAGAAAAACAGAGGUGGAAGCCGAAUCAAAGAAAAAAGCCGAAGCGAAUUACUUAGAAGCCAAGCGACGGCUCGAGGAGGAACAAACUAAAAGAGCUAAGGAAUUUAGCAAUUUACAAAGUUAUAUUGAUAAAAUCAAUGCCCUCGAGAAACAGUUGAACGAAGUGCGUGAGAAAUUAAAGCAGGAAUCAGAAGCAGCCGCGAAGACGAGGAAACAAGCAGCGGAGCAAUCGGCAGCGCAGGCAGCCGCCGCCGCGCUCAGCGACGGCACCGUCGCGAACCUGAGGGCACAGCGAGAUAUACUGGAACGGGAGCGAAGUGCGCUGUCCUAUGAGCUGGAAGCGGCCAAGGUGGCGAAGCAACGGGCACUGGCGCAGUCGGCCGACGCCGUCAGCAGAUGGAACGCGGCGCAGGGUGAGCUGGAGCGCGCCUCCAGCAAGCUGACGCAGACGGUGGCGGACAACCAGCAGCUGUCGGAGCGGCUGUCGUCGCUGGAGAAGGAGUAUGCGUCGCUGGCGCACGAGCUGCGCGCCGCCCAGCACAUGUAUCAACAAGAGGUGCGCGCGCAUCAGGACACGCAGCGCUCGCAGAUGCUCUCCAAGCAAGAAGCAAACCUCGAAAUUGUUAAAGGUGAUGUUUGUUCCCCGCCAGCGCUGCAAAGCAAGUUGAACGAGGAGAAGACGGCGCGGCAGCGUUCCGAGUCGCAGUGCCAGGAGAAGGACCGGCAGAUGUCGAUGCUGAGCGUCGACUACCGCCAGAUGCAGCAGCGGCUGCAGAAGUUAGAAGGAGAACAUCGUCAGGAAAGCGAGAAGGUGAUCGGGCUAGCAGCGGCGUUGGAACAAGAGCGUGCGGCGCGGCUGCAAGCGAGCGGCGAGGCGGCGGCGGCGGAAGCGUCGGCUCGAGCGGCGAGUGCGGAGUGCGACGCGCGGGCCCGCGAUCUGCAGGACGUGAGGUCCGCCUUGCACGAGGUGGAAGAGAAACUCGCGGCCGCCAGCGCAGAACGAGAUAUGCACUACGCCCGGUGUGAAGAGCUCCGCAAGCAGUUCGAAAAUGAGCAGCACUUCUGCCUCAUCUACCGCAGCCAAGUCAACGACCUCCAGCGGCAGGUGGACGAAAACUCGCGGUCUACCCGCGACCUCGAGCAGGAACGCGCCGGCCUCAUGCAUCAGCUGCAGCUGGCCAUCGCCAGGGCUGACUCCGAGGCUAUUGCUAGGUCGAUAGCGGAAGAGACAGUAGCAGAACUGGAGAAAGAAAAGACGAUGAAAGAACUGGAGAUGCGGGACGCGAUGGCGCAACACCGCAGCGAGUUGGCGGCGCGCGACGCCGUGGUCCAAGGUUUGAGGGACAGGGACCAUGAGAACCGGGCCACCAUCGACUUGCAGAGGAAGGAGGUGGACGAGCUGCGUCGCAAUGGCACCGCGCUAGCUGAACGUGUGGCGACCCUGCAGCGGCUGCAAGAGGAAGUGGAUCGGCUGAACAAGAAGCUCAACUCUGAGAACAUGCUUAAGCAGCAAGCCGUCAAUAAACUGGCCGAGAUCAUGAACAGGAAGGACAUGAACCCGACCAACGCGAAAACGAAGAGCAAGAUGUCCGUCCGCAAGGACAAGGACUACCGCAAGCUCCAGCAAGAGCUAACUCGCGAGAAGGAGAAGUUCGACCAGCUGGUGGCCAAGCUUCAGCGGGACCUGCAGGACACGCAGCAGCAGGUGGUCGAGGAGCAGCAGACCAGGCUGCGCCUCGCCAUGGAGGUGGACAGCAAAGAUGUAGAAAUCGAGCAGUUAAAGGAGAAGCUGGCGGCGCUAACAAGCGAGACGGCGUCGCAGUCGUCGGCGGACGCGGAGGACGGCGAGACAGAACAGACGCUCGAGGGCUGGCUCUCGGUGCCCUUCAAGCAGAACAUACGCCGGCACGGCUGGAAGAAACAGUACGUCGUCGUGUCCUCCAAGAAGAUCAUCUUCUACAAUAAUGAGAAUGACAAGCAGAACACUACCGACCCUGUCAUGAUAUUGGAUUUGAGUAAAGUGUUCCACGUGCGGUCAGUGACGCAAGGUGACGUGAUCCGCGCAGACGCUAAGGACAUCCCCCGGAUCUUCCAGCUGCUGUACGCGGGGGAGGGGGAGGCGCGGCGGCCGGGGGACGCCUCUUCCGACGCCGCGGGGGACCAGGACCAUCAGGGUAACACGGUGCAGCACAAGGGUCACGAUUUGGUCAGCAUUACAUACCACAUGCCGACCGCGUGCGAGGUGUGUCCGCGGCCGUUAUGGCAUAUGUUCCGACCGCCGCAGGCCUACGAGUGUCGCAGAUGCCGUAUGAAAGUGCACGCGGAGCACGUGUCGGACAGGGAGAGGGACAGGGAUAGGGACAGGGAGAGGGAGAGGGACAGCGAGGGGACAGCGGUGGUGGGGGUGGCGGCGUGCAAGCUGCAGGCGGACCGCGCGCGGGAGCUGCUGCUGCUGGCGGGCGGCGCGGUGGAGCAGCGGCGCUGGGUGGCGCGACUGGCGCGUCGCGUGCAGCGCUACGGGUACCGCGCCGCGCACCAUCACGACCACAAGCUGUGCGGCAGGGACUCGAUGCGCUCAAAUCUGAAGGCGGCAUACAUGAACGCGUCCCAGCGAAGCUCGACGCUGCCCGCCAACGCCUCCAUACAGCGCCAGUGAAACGGAAUGACGGUCAUACUAACAUUCCUUCCUUUUGAAAUGGCCGGAUAUGUUCAAACACUGUCGAUUAAGUACAGAUUUUCCUCACUACGCUGCCUCUAAAUGAGCCACGGAUCGAUAUGUAAAUACUUACAGUAAUUACGAGAAAGUAUACCCGCAUUUGCACAUUUCUCUGUAAGAAAUUGCAGUAUGACGACAAUAUGUUACACAGUUUUACACAUUCGGCCAUUUUAAAAAAGAGGAUUUUUCCAUCCUUACUAAACAUAUCUGUCUCGAGUUCUCGCGGGUCCAUUGGUUUUAUUGAUUAUUUUACACUCAAAACACCAUCUUUAAAUUGUAUACCUAAAUUCCAUGUAAAAAUUAGCUAGUCUUCUAAUAUUUUUUAGGAACUUUAUCAAAAUUAUUAUAUACACGAGUUCAGCGUCACUGCUGUGAUAGUUAUUCAAUAAUAUUUAUGUUAAUAUUAUGUACUUAGAUAUACAGCUCAGUUUUAAUACGGCGCGACGCAUUGACGCAAUACGCUGUGAAUAAUAUUUCUAAUUCGUGAAUAUUUUCCCGAUUUCAAAUAAUAUUGUUACUUAUUAAAACGACGUAACGCUACUGUACCCGAAUAUGGUUUUUCCAUUUUGUUUUAUCGAUGUAAAAAAAUUAUAAGUUCACGACGUCUUAUAAAGUAAUGCUCUCUUUUUAUACAUGCAAUUUGGAUAAAUAUGCAAUAUGUAUUUAAAAACUAAUUUAUCUAUUCUAUUCAAUUAAUUAUGUUGUGAAUGAAAAAAUAAGUCUUUAGUCCAACAAUAAUAACGAUUCGAAUAUUUGGUUAUGUAAAUAUUAGUUAUGAUAAUGUGUUGAUAUUAUACAAUUUUUAUUUCGCCUGUAUUAUACGCGCGUUGGCUUUUAAAGUUUGUUUUUAUCUCGAGUUCGCCUAAAGCUUCGGUGGUUAUCAAAAGGGUAAAGUGUAGGAUCUAUGGUGGUUGUAGAUGUGCCUUGUAUAACGUAAAUAACAUGACAUGUAACAUACGUGGAUUUGACUCAUGUUGUCACUUAGUGGUACAAGAUUUGCUUUUUUGAUUUAAUCAUGAAUGUGUCGAAAUACAAAUUUGCGCAUUAUGCUUAACAUUUAUAACUUUUUUUUUAUUUUUAUACAAAGUUUGGUUCAGAUAUUUUAGCGGAAAUUUCAAUGUAUCUGCAGGUCGAUAUUUUUCUACUUUCUCAUUUAUCGUCUUUAGUCUCAUUUUGGUCGUCAUUAGUUUUUAAACUAUAUGUUAACACAGAGUAAAACAUUUGCAUAUAUGUAUCAAUUAAAUUGACUUCAAUAAUAAAUCAAUUAUUAUUAUAUUCACAAUUAUAUUGCUGUUUAGAGUAAUUUUCGAAGACUUACGGGAAUUGAGAUAUACUGUAGUUAAAUUGAAAAUAAUCAUUUUAAAUUUAAAUGUCGAUAAGUCCUAUAGUAGUGGUAUAUUUUGUCCUCAAUACCUUCCUAGUGUUCUGAGCGGGGCUAAAGUACAUUAAAAAUAGUCCGAAGUCCAAAUAUAGGACGCUACUAACCUAGUGUAAGUACAGUAGUCGGCAUCACGUCGCUUCGCAUUUGCAAACUAACGAAAACCGUGCCAUACCUUGUUAGUUCACCAGUAGUUGCUCAACUCCUGCCAGCGCGAUACUUAACUUUGUAAGACUCAGGGCUUCCUCGUGUCACAGGAAUUUUAUUAGAAAAAUGAGCUUAUCUAGACACCCUAAAGCAAAAUUUAUUUUUAAUAAGAUUUUAUAAACGCCUAAAAUUUGUACAAAUUCCAAAACUCAAUAAUGUUUUAUACCAGUAGACAUUAUUGGUGUUUGAUAUUUACAAAUAUGUAUAACUAUCAAUUAAACAAUCAUAGUUUGUAACCAAUUCGUGUAUUGCUGUGUAGCAGCCACUAUAGCAAUAAUUUAAAACAGUGUCUUAAGACUGAUUUACACCAAACAAGCGAAUGCUUGGCCUUGAAUGGCUGGACAUUGAUUGGACAGCUUGAGUGGGAGGGUGAUGACUGAGCAUUCGCUCGCUUGGUCUAAAUCAGCUUUUAUAAAAUGCAAUAUUGUAAGGUGUCACUUUUUAUUUAUAGAAAAUUGGUGCCAAAUAUAUUUGUAUUUUUUUGCGAAAAAUGUAAGUUUGUAUACAAGGAAGAUUCAGUGUUUGUAGAUUUCACAAAAUCAUGGUUGUGUGACUUAACACCAAUGUUAUAACUUUUGCCUUCCCUGCUUGUAGCAAUAUAUAUGUUUAAUAUCAGUCGAGCUGUUCAAUGUUUAAAUAAUAUAUUUAGUUGUGAUUUGAAAGUACAAAGCGAGUCGCUGGUUCGCAUUUAGUCCCGACUUUGUCGGUGAGAUCGUAAAUGGUCAUUCUUCCCUGUGAUUUAAAUUUUCUUUAUUAAGCUGAGCUAUCUACACAAGUCACAUGAAUACUGUUUUCUUGCCAUCUGUCGUCCAGUGAGAGAACACCAUGUAAUAUAACGUUUCCAUUCUAAUACGAGUUUACAUUGCUUAAAACAAGCGAAAAAAAAAAGUGAAAACUAUUUACUUCAAAUUCUUCUAGGGAAAAAAAACUAUCUGCCGGGUAUAUUUCAAUUGCUUAUGACAGAAUUUUCAAAUGGAAUUUUAAGCAUUCCGCUAUAUGCCUAGGCUAAUUCUAGACAGAGACAGAUAGUGUUGAGCACGACUUGCUUAAAGUUACUUUUGUAUUUUUCUCGACUUCUCGGAAAGCAAUAUGUUGUGCGUGAUGACUGAAGAAAGAAGGGUUUUUAAAUUUGUAUAUAGCAGGUCGCGUGCCGCGGCCGCUAGCCGCGAUUUGCGACCCGUGGUGCUAGAAGCAGGCCUCCAUGUUGUUAUUAUAGUGCUUCUUGUUGAAAGUUAAUGCACCUGUUUAUUAUUGCUCUACUUUACAUUCCUGCAACGAAUGCUCUGUUGAGUUUUGUUUGUAUUAGUUUAUACUGACUCUGGUUCAUCUCUGUCGCUUUGUCCAGUUAUUGCUAUUGUAUUUUUUGUUAGUGUUAAGUACCAAUCUCUUUCAUCCGUGUACUGAAAUCGUUAAAUUUACGUACUUAAGUUUCUGCGAUCGAUCUUUUAGAUUUACGCUUAUUUUUGAGAUGCAUUUUAAAUUUUAUUAGGGCAGCUAUCGUCCAUGUUUCAUUCCAUAUUGUAUCAUACAUUAUAUUAAUACUUUGUGUUCACUUUCGGAAAUGGUUAUUUUGCCAAAGAAAUUUUUAAAAUCGCACGUAACGAGUUACGAUUAUAAUUUCAUUUGGAGUCAAGUUUUGUUUAAAGUAAAUAUUUAAAUAAUUCCGCUUGAUGAUUAAUUUUACUAUUAUUUACUAUGCAUAAUGAGAAUCAACCUGAUUUUAUCUCAUGACAUUUUUCGGGAGUAUUUUUCCCGCUGCAUGUAAUCAGUGGUUGUUCAAGAAAUACUCCCAAAUUGUCUUAUAAUAUAUCAUAUACAUUAAAUAUGGAAUUAACGUCAUUAUUAUGUAAAUUAUUUAUUGAUACGUUUUACAUUCGUGUUAUUGUAAUAUUUUAUUUAUCAUGCUAAAAUUGCAAGUUCCUAACUUAGCUCCUCGUUUGUAUACAUUGUGUUGCCGCUUCGCUGACAUUGAUCAUUUGGUGUAACCCUUUAUUAUUAGUGAGCAAGCCUUAAGCUAUAUUAAUACUGAUAAUUCUAUAUUUCAUGGUUAGUAUAACGUCUCCUGGGCCACUCGCCCGGGCCUCUCAUUAUAAUUAUAAAUACGUUUGUGUCAUGCAAUAUACUAAACCACGUGCCUUAGCUACGGCCCACUCCCAUAUCACCCGGGCAUACUAUGUUAUAUGUAUCGAUAGUUAUUAUAAUGUAAAUAUGUUUUGAAUAAACCGAUAUUUUAUGGAUUUUUAAGGAAUUUGUAUAUUGUAAAGAUUUUAAUUAAUUUUAUCAUAAAAUUAAUGCCUAGCUAAUAAGUGCUACAUUCAUGGAAAAUAAAUAACAUUACAACAA
Molecule: messenger RNA, 8586 nt
Organism: Plodia interpunctella (Indianmeal moth)
Lineage: Eukaryota; Metazoa; Arthropoda; Insecta; Lepidoptera; Pyralidae
Gene: rock1
Product: Rho kinase
Exons: 13
Coding region: 462-4598 (1378 amino acids)
Biological process (GO): actomyosin structure organization; cortical actin cytoskeleton organization; Rho protein signal transduction
Cellular component (GO): cytoplasm; cytoskeleton
Molecular function (GO): small GTPase binding; Rho-dependent protein serine/threonine kinase activity; ATP binding
Source: RefSeq, a predicted model, not a curated record